AACAGCAGCAGAGCGCUGGCAGGAAGGAGGAGUCUGAAUAUGGACCAAACAACCCUCCACACCCUGCAGUCUGUGGAAGUUCCUCCGCAUUCCUGACAUAUACACACACACACACACACAUACCCGCACAAUAAACUGGGAGGAACCACACACUGAGGCGGGGAGUUCGGAGGAGGGGUUGUGGGCCCGCUGUAGGACCAGAGACCAACCAGUACCUCAUCAUCUACGCUCCCUGCCAGUCUCAGCAUGAGUAAGGCAGGUGGUGAUGAAGGUGGUGGCAGCAGCAGUGAAACAGCCGAGCAGCCGGAGGCUAAGACUCCAGCGGGAGCGGCCCUGAGCAAACUGAGUGCUACCACCGUUGGACCGGACUGGACCAAAGUUAGUUGCCCCUGCUGUGUGUCGGAGCGGGUCGAGCCGUUGGUUCUGGUGAAGCUCGGAGAGAAGGUUCGCCCUGAGACGAAAAGGUGGCUCAUCAGAGUGAUCGGAGCGCCUCAGAAAGAUGGAGGUGCUGCAUUACUGGCCCACCCGGGCGAGGAGGCCACUGGUGACAUCAUCGUGCUCUCCGCCCCGCGCUGUACGUUACUUAAAGCCACUGAAGAGUUGGGUCUGUGUAAGACUUACCGCAGCGGGGAAAUGGAAGCCUUCUCCUACAACGACAGAGACAACUUUAAUGAUUCAGACAACAUGGAGGUGUUCCUGACCCUGGCGGAGCGGCAGUACAUCGUGAAGUAUGAGCUGGAUGGUCUGCGGGCGCAGAGAGACCUGAGGAUACCCGGCCUGUCUGACAGACACACACUGCAACACCGUGACAACAUCUGGCGGAAGCUUGGGUCAGCUGGUGUUAUUGUGGACACGCUUCCCAUCCACAACCCGGACCAGCUGAAGGAUCUCAGUGAGGCCUGGUAUGCUGGGAAUCAGCUGGCUCAGCCUCUGGAUUCAGUCAAUGGGUAUUUUGGAAGCUCUGUGGCUUUCUACUUCAGCUUCCUUGAUUUCUACACCUGGUCUCUGCUCCCACCAGCGAUACUGGGCCUGACCAUCACAUACUUCUCAGGUGAGGUCCAGAAGGAGAUGGAGGAGUCCCUCUCGGGCUCUCCGGUCACAAGUGACGACGACUCGGGGACGGCCGUCAGCGGUCACAUUAUCCAGGCGGUCUUCAGCAUGCUCUGGUCCACGGUGGUCAUGGAGCUGUGGAAGCGUCGGAGCUCCUCCCUGUCCUACCGAUGGGGGACCAUGCACCUCGCCGAGCGCUUCGCCGAACCCCGACCCGGCUUCCACGGCGGCAUCGGGGUCAACCCCGUGACAGGUCGCAUGGAGCCGCUCUUUCCUGACUGGCAGAGGGACCUGCGUAUGGCACUGGUGUCAAUCCCAGUGGUGGGGCUCUUUCUAGGCUUGGUGGUUCUGGGGAUGCUGUGCUUCUACUGGGGGGAGGCCCAGGUGCAAGAGCUCCACAAAGACUGGGACUCCCUGCUGUCUCAGACUCUGCUCUACGUCCCCUCAGUGCUUCACAUCAGCUACACAAAUGUGCUGGCGACUGUUUACAGGACGGUGGCAAAGUCCCUGACUGAAUACGAGAACCACAGAGAGGAGUCCGCCUUCGAGAACCAUCUGACAGCCAAAGUCUUGGUGUUCACCUUCUUCAACUACUUUGCAGUGCUCUUCCACAUUGCCUUCUUCAAGCAGGACGUGCCUUUGCUUCGCAAGCGUCUGGCGUCUCUGCUGAUAAUCACCCAGCUGCUGAACCAGGUGACAGAGGUGCUCAUUCCCUUCCUGGUGGACCGGUUCAUCAGCGCCCCCCAUAGGACAGAGAGCGAAGACGACCCACAGGAGGACAAAUUUAGGAACCAAAGCACCCUGCCUGCUUUCCCUGGCUUGUUUGCAGAGUACAUCGAGCUCCUGGUGCAGUUUGGGUAUUUGAGUCUUUUCUCCUGCGUGUUUCCCCUGACGGCCGUGCUGCUGCUCAUCAAUAACCUAACGGAGAUCCGAACGGACGCCUACAAGAUCUGCAAACUCUUCCGGAAACCCUUCUCCCCCCCUGCGGCGAACAUGCGCGUGUGGCAGAUUGCCUUCGAGGUCCUGAGCUUUGUCUCCGUCGUGUCCAACUGCUGGCUGCUGCUGCUGUCGCCGUGGUUGCAAAAGCUGUUUCAGGAGGGCGGGUGGAGCAGCACACACGUUCUGCUGUUGGCUGUUUUGGUGGAGCACGUGCUGAUCUUGGUUAAGGUGGUUUUAGCGGUGCUGAUACCUGAUGAACCGGACUGGGUCCGAAAGAAGAGGGAGCACAUUGAGUUCACGUCCAUGCAGGCCUUGAGAGAGCAGAAGCUGCAUUGUGAAGGAUCUUGAUUGCGUUUCAAAGUGUUGAGGCGUUGCUUGUGUUGUGCUGUGCUCGGCUGCUUCAACUCGAAGAUAGUACCAACCUCAGUGUUGCGUGGACCCACAGAGGAGAAGAGUCUUAGCUCUUCAGCAGGGCCCACAAUGCAUUCCGCUGUGCCCCAAAUACUGCCCCAGUAGACUUUAGUAUUCCUGCUGCUCUCACUAGUUAUGGUGCUUUCGCAACGUACACCAUUUGAAAUGCACACUCAUAUUACAUGUACACUGCAAGUGCCAUUGAAACAGCAGCUAAAAAGUGUUCAAAAAAUAUGUAUUAGACUACAAAUGGAAUGUAUUGAUUAUGUGUGCAGACGCCUUUAAAAAAGACUCUCUGGUACGAUACUGGAGGUUUCCUCAGGGUGUGUCUGGAUUUAACGAGGGCAACUGAAGAGGUCUUGUGAAGUCACUGUGGCCACAGUAUGUACAGUCAGUAGUUUCAGUAGUAAAGGACAGACAGGACAGAGUAUUUGAGGUAAUGGUGAGGGUCAGGGGCAGGCAGAAUACUUGACAGUACUUGACAGACUUCGUCGGGAGUGGGACUCUUUCAGGAGUAUUUUUGCUCAGAUUAUUGAUAAGCCAUAGUGUUCAGGAUUCACAAUAGGAGGACAGUACCAUCCCUGGACGGAUUAUAAGAUAAGAUAAAAAGAUGAAACUAUAUUUAUGUGUUGUUUGCACUGUUAGCGCUGUAAGCACCUUUAGAUGCGAGCUAAGCAGUCGCCAUAUUGAGAGGCAACGCUCUGAAUUUCGCACUUAGCAACUUCAUUCAAUAUUUUUGUGAAAGGUUGGUAUCAUAAUAAAGAAACCACGAGAAUUAUUACCCAGCUGUGCAGUUCCGCUCAGGUCAGCAUUACAGCGUUUCUAUGCUCUCAUCAGUCUGAAUUCAGCUGUUUUCAGUAAAAAAAAAGAAAGAAUCUGUAAUAAACCCAGUGUUUGCUAGUAAACAGCACAUAGACAAAGAUAGACACUAGCUGGUGAACAUAAUUAAAUGUUUAGCAGCUAAAGGAGAGUGAAUAUUGGAUAUUCGGUGGAUAGAAACCCAACCCAACAACAAUGUUGUGUUUACAGUUAGUUGUGCUGCCCCCAAGUGGGCAAAACACAAUGAUUGUUCUAUAAUAGGUUUACAACUGUGACUCAAUUCACUUUGUUGUCUGAAUUGAUGUUGAAGACCUUGUAAGAAAUCGGGAAACGCGCUUAAAGAUUUGCCUCUGGUUGUUAAGUUAGAAGGAAAUGUUGCUCUUGUAUCCUCCCUUGAUGGUACUGCCCUCUCCUUAAAUAAUAAGAGUACGCUUAUAGGACCGUGGCACACCUGUAACAUGAGAUGAAUAAAGCAAACUAUGGACCAAGA
This is a messenger RNA of Anarrhichthys ocellatus (wolf-eel), 3709 nucleotides long. RefSeq names its product anoctamin 10b (gene ano10b). Bases 247 to 2337 code for a protein of 696 amino acids. Gene Ontology annotation, biological process: chloride transmembrane transport. Gene Ontology annotation, cellular component: plasma membrane. The record is from RefSeq and is a predicted model, not a curated record. The transcript has 16 exons. NCBI's taxonomy places the organism in Eukaryota, Metazoa, Chordata, Actinopteri, Perciformes, Anarhichadidae. Gene Ontology annotation, molecular function: chloride channel activity.